Rotaria sp. Silwood2 is the source of this 639-nucleotide messenger RNA. The record is from the annotation of a GenBank genome assembly. NCBI's taxonomy places the organism in Eukaryota, Metazoa, Rotifera, Eurotatoria, Philodinida, Philodinidae.
AUGACUCCCCCAUCUUUAGCAGUUCGUUCAGCAUUACGAUUACAAUUUUGGAUAUUUUAUUGGAAUCUUCUACGUGAACAAGUCAGACUAACGAAAACACUUCCAGCCAGUCUUACAGAAACCGGUCAACCUGUACCAAACACAGCAAAAUUGAUACCAGUUCUAACAGAAAAUAUUGAUUUAUUGAAUAAUUAUAUGGAUAUUGAAGCAAUUAGUUUACGUUCAUUAAUGAAACGCGGACUAAGUUUAUCAUUCUUUAUCAAACUUGCUUCAUAUUACCAAAAAUUACAUUAUCCAGUUGAUUUUAUUAUAAUUUACAUACGAGAAGCACAUGCAUCAGAUGCAUGGAAAUUUGAUGGAAAUGAAUAUAGUUUUAUACGAAAUCAUCGAAAUAUAAAUGAACGAUUAGAUGCUAUUAAAAUAAUGGUAGAAAUGGCAAAUAUUACUAAAGAUAAAAACAUACAUAUUUAUUCUGAUACUAUGGAUGAUAGAACAAAUCAUUUAUUUCGUGCUUGGCCAGAAAGACUUUAUGUUUUAUAUGAUGAAAAGAUUUUAUAUCAAGGCCAGAAAGGACCAUCUGGAUAUUCGAUACCGUCAUUGGAUUAUUUUUUAAAAAAGAAUAUUAUUAUUCAAAAUUAG